This is a messenger RNA of Enterobius vermicularis (human pinworm), 768 nucleotides long. Lineage: Eukaryota; Metazoa; Nematoda; Chromadorea; Rhabditida; Oxyuridae. The record is from the annotation of a GenBank genome assembly.
AUGAAGACCUUGAGCAAUGAAACAGAAGAUGCUGCCGCCAUCAGCUGUGAUCAGAAAAUUGACAACGACGACGUAGUCAAGGAUGAAGAGAGCAAACUUGAGAAAGCGUAUCAGCUGAAAAAUGAAGCGAAUAUGAAGUACAAUGCAAAGGACUAUGCUGGAGCAAUAUAUUUAUACCAUCGCUGUUUGCUAUUUGCCCGGUCAGUGCAGCAGUUAUCCCAGUGGAAUUUGCAAGGUAUUGCACGAGAAGAACGUGCCAAGGAGAAGUUAAAGGAGGCAGAACUUAGCGAAGUAGUGGAUGCUUCAAGGGACCCAGAGACAAAGUGUGACCAGACUAAUGGAAAUACUAAAUUUCAGCGUAAACGGUUGGAUUCAACCAUACGAGGUGAUAGUAUUAAGCAGGAAGCUGCUGACCUUGUUAUGAAAUGCUAUAAUAAUCUUGCGGCCUGCAUUCUUAAUGGACCCGCUCGGAGAGAAGAAGAUUAUUUAAGAGCUGCGGAGUACUGUGACAAGGUUCUAAUGCAAGAUAGCAGCAACGAGAAGGCCCUUUUUCGCAAGGGAAGUGCUUUAGCAAAAGCAAAUCAGUAUGAGCAGGCAAUCGCUAUUUUGAAGAACGACCUUUUUACAGAUCGUGAUGCUAAAGAACUGAUUUUAAAGUGCCAACGGUUUCUGAAUGAGGAACGAAGGAGGAGAGAUGACGAGAUUAGAAGGAAUUUUGCUAGAAAUCGUGAACAUGUUUGUUUUUGCUUCUUUACAACGUUUGCGUAA